Ostertagia ostertagi is the source of this 822-nucleotide messenger RNA. The record is from the annotation of a GenBank genome assembly. Lineage: Eukaryota; Metazoa; Nematoda; Chromadorea; Rhabditida; Trichostrongylidae.
AUGAUGUAUCCAUCGUACGGAAGUAUGGAUCAUCCAACGUGCGUCUAUAAUCGCUCCUGUCGUAUAGUCAGCAUCCCUGCUCAGGUUCCUAUGCACUGGGCGAUACCUCUUUACGGUUACCUCAUGCCGGUAAUCGUAACAUUAACAUUGGCCACCAAUUCGUUUAUUGUGAUAGUACUAUCUCAUAAAUAUCUUCGAACGCCAACCAACUAUGUACUGUUGGCAAUGGCCGUUUCUGAACUGCUGACGGGAUUUUGUGUGAUGCCGUGGUUUUUGUACUACUUUACUUUAUCUGGCUUUGAAUCUGAUAUAAAAUACGGACUGUCCUCGUUCUGGUGUAAUGCAGUUCCAUACAUGGCUGCUGUUUUACCGUCAAUCUUCCAUACCACUGCGAUAUGGUUAACCGUCUAUUUGGCUAUACAAAGAUACAUCUAUAUUUGUAUACCGACGUCAGUCAGUCGAUUUUGCACAGCCAGACGCAGCAAACAGGCGAGUCAUAGCGCGGCGAUCUGUAUGUUCGCGGCAAUCUUCGGAAUUUGCAUUGCAGCCGUUUUAAUACAUAUUCCUGAUGUAUUAGCUUUCGAGAACGAGUCAUUGGAUGUAAUGGACUUCAGAAGUAAUGCCACAAGAAGGAUGUGCUAUCGACACCAGACAUGGUUAACGAAGGCAGUCGGCAUCGACCUUUUCUAUAACCUGACAUUCUGCGCACAAGCUCUCCUCGUUCAUCUUGCCCCAUGUGCUUUGCUGGUGGUGUUCACAUGGAAACUAAUCCGAGCACUCAAAAUAGCAGAUAAACGUCAUGCAACCCUGUUUUCCAAGUAA